AUGCAACCGUCAUCUGUAUCCCCUUUUCCCACGCCACGUCCCCUAGCAAUCAACGGCAUCGCAAUUCUCUGGCUUCUCUCUGGAUUUUUAUGGAUUUCUGCGAAAUACUCGGGCUUGACACUCCAAAGUACGCAAAUAUCCAUAGAAAAGGUACCUUCACGCUUUACGGGAUGUAUAAGCCGGCACCACCUCGCCCAAAGAAGACACAGAUCGUCCGCACUCGUACCGGAUGCCAAAAUUGCCGGACGCGGCGAAAGAAGGUCGGUUCGCAGCCGAGUAGGUUACUAUGGGUCCGAGUUAACGCAAUCUUGGCAGUGCGACGAGAAGAAACCCGCCUGUGGUCCUUGCACUCGAUUGGGGAGAUGUUGUGAUGGUUAUGUCACUAAGCUAGAAUUCCGCGAUGUAUCUUCGAGUCUAGCCGAAACCCGGGGUCAUCGAGUCCAGCGGAGUAAGGGCCCGGUCUCCCCCCAGCAGGAAGCUACCGCGCAAUCCACACGCGAUAUUAUGUGGCAUGCUUCCUACCGCAAUUCGCCAUGUUCCUCGCAAACCACUGGUAGCGAUUCUGCUCAUUCCCUAGCACCAAGUCAGAUUCCAUGCAGUGCGGACUUCAAGAUAGAUUUAACUCUGAAACCCGACAUGGAAACCUUCUAUAUGAGUAUUUGGGAGAUUCAAUGUGCCCCUGCAAUUCAUCCAGUCUUUCGCAAGUUAAUACGUCUUGGAAACUUAUCUCCGGUGAUCGUGAAUACAACAAUGGCUAUUGCGGCUCGUCAAUUAAGCCGGAUGCUCCCUCGACCAAGAGAAUCAAACUCACUUGAUCUUCCUGGGUCGUCGUUUAGGCCAGACCUAAGGCAACAACAUAUCAGCGGGGGGUUCUCCAGCUCUGCUAUGCGGAGCGUAGCACAAUGGACUCAGACAGACUUUAACCGUGACCCAACCACCGCAUUGGCAGUUCUUACCAUGUUCUGCUACCUUGAAUCAUUGAUGAGUAACUUCCAGGGCUUCUACUUACAUUCAGCUGCUGUGGGGACCCUGAUAAAAACUGAGGGGCUUCGUAAAGCUCAGCCGGAUAGUUAUAUGGCCGAACUUGCCUCUGCAUGGGUACAAUCCAAAUUGCAUAACUGGUGGCGAAGACUUCACUUCAGCACGCCUACUUUUCAGAAGGACCACCCCGCUCUCGUUACCCAGUCGACGAUAUUAUCUCUUUCAGCUAUAGUCAACAGUAGCCGGGUGGUGAUCCUUACCCUACUAUGUGAAUCUUAUCGGCUAAGCACCGCAAUUUUCAUGUACCAUUGCGGCGAUGUCGUGGAUAUGGAGCUCGCCAUGCUAAGCACUCCAUUCCACAAGUUGAAGCCCCCUCCCUCAUCUUACUUGAGUGCGUUUCUUAGCACACAGGAAGAGCGACUAAAUUACCAACGAUUCUCCUUAAAUCAAUGGCAUGAUCGGCUGUCACCUUCGGACCUACCUAUCGAUUCAUAUUCUACGUCUCCCAGCGAUAAUAGAUGGGACUCGGGCAAUUUACAAGUGGACCCAUUGCGGUUUAACUCCCAUGACGCUGCGAUGAACUUCGCUUAUUAUAUCACUGCUCGAGUUAUGCAGUGUACAGAGUAUCUUACGGCCUUCCAAUCAGAACAUUUCCAUGCGAAGAUAGGUGAUGCUUAUAAGAUUGUGGAACCAUGGGUCAUACUGCUCCUUCGUCUCACAGCCAGUAUCAACUGGGAAAAUUGUAUGAAGCUUAAUACCUAUACCGUCGGCAUAUCUGGCUUGCUCUUAGCUUGUGUUCUACGCUCAGGAAACUUCUCGAUAGGCCUCUGGGUGGAAGAUUGGCUAGACCAACGAUACAAGGAAGGAUGUCUUGAAGAGGGAAGCUUUCCCAUCUUCCAGAUUCUACAAGUACUGCGUAUUAUCAAUCAGGAGAGAAAGUCUGGCCGCCAUGUAUAUGCUGUCUGUCAACCUACCGAUGACGGUGGAGGCGUGGGCAAGUUUGACUCGUAUAACAGUCAGAGGUUAGCGUCAGUGUUGGUUUAUGGAUGGUGCUUGGGCUCGCAAUGUUUUUACGUGCGUCAUAUUGUCCUGGAUACUUAG
This is a messenger RNA of Hypoxylon trugodes, 2082 nucleotides long. RefSeq lists its product as uncharacterized. The transcript has a single exon. The coding region runs from base 1 to 2082 and encodes 693 amino acids. NCBI's taxonomy places the organism in Eukaryota, Fungi, Ascomycota, Sordariomycetes, Xylariales, Hypoxylaceae. The record is from RefSeq and is a predicted model, not a curated record.